Molecule: messenger RNA, 2199 nt
Organism: Galeopterus variegatus (Sunda flying lemur)
Lineage: Eukaryota; Metazoa; Chordata; Mammalia; Dermoptera; Cynocephalidae
Gene: NXPE1
Product: neurexophilin and PC-esterase domain family, member 1
Exons: 6
Coding region: 181-1671 (496 amino acids)
Source: RefSeq, a predicted model, not a curated record
CAGUCAAGAACAAAAUGAACUUUAUACAGCCAGAAGAGCCAGUUAAGAACGGCAGGUACUUUUCCAACUACCUGAGUGGAAGAGAACAUUAAAACAGUACAUUCCAUCAUACCUGACACAUAUUGGCUUUGGUCUGUUCUAAACUUACACAUCUUUUCCCAACACUGGAACAUAUAUACAAUGUCCUUAUUCCCUAAAACUCCACUGGGCCCAUUAAAGACACUAACAGAGACUGAGCUGAGAAUAAAGGAAAUCAUGGAGAAACUAGACCAGCUGAUCCCUCCCAGACCUUUCACCCACGUGAACACCACCACCAGUGCCACCCACAGCACAGCCACCAUCCUCAACCCUAGAGACUCAUACUGCAGGGGGGAUCAGCUGGACAUCCUGCUGGAGGCGAGGGACCACUUAGGACGCAGGAAGGAAUAUGGUGGGGAUUUCCUGAGGGCCAGGAUGUCCUCCCCAGCCCUGCAGGCAGGUGCUGCAGGAAAGGUGACUGACUUCAACAAUGGGACCUACCUUGUCAGCUUCACUCUGUUCUGGGAGGGCCAGGUCUCCCUGUCUCUCCUGCUCAUGCACCCCAGUGAGGGGGCAUCGGCUCUCUGGAGGGCAAGGAACCAAGGCUAUGAUAGAACUAUUUUCAAAGGUAAAUUUGUUAACGGCACCACCCACGUCUUCACUGAAUGUGGCCUGACCCUAAACUCAAGUGCUGAACUAUGUGAAUACCUGGAUGACAGAGACCAUGAAGCCUUCUACUGCGUGAAGCCUCAACACAUGCCCUGUGAGGCACUGACCCACAUGACCUCCAAGAAUCGAGAAAUUUCUUAUCUUACUGCCAAGGAAAAAAGCCUUUUCAACAGGUCUAAAGUAGGAGCUGAAAUGAUGAAAGACUUGAAACACAUUGAUGUCUCCCGAUGUAACAACCGUGAAAUGAUAAAAGAGAAAUGCCAAGUUGGGAUGAAGAUUCCUGUCCCUGGUGGUUAUACUUUGCAAAAAAGGUGGAUAACAACAUUUUGCAAACAGAUUCCGUUAGAUACAAUUAUGAAAAAUGGCUGUUUGAAAGGAAAACUCAUUUAUCUCUUUGGAGACUCUACGCUACGCCAAUGGAUCUACUACUUACCCAAAGUCAUAAAAACACUAAAAUUUUUUGAUCUUCAUGAAACUGGAAAUUUUAAGAAACAUUUACUUCUGGAUGCAGAAAGACACACCCUGAUUCAAUGGAAAAAACAUAGCCUUCCUUUUGUCACUCUUCAGCUCUACUCUGUGAUAGAUCAUGAUUAUAUUCCUCGGGAAAUUGACCGGCUAUUGGGAGACAAAAACACAAUCGUCGUCAUCAGUUUUGGCCAGCACUUCAGAUCCUUCCCCAUGGACAUUUUUAUUCGCAGGACUAUCAAUGUUCGAAAGGCUAUUGAACGACUGUUCCUAAGAAGCCCAGCCACUAAAGUGAUCAUUAAGACAGAAAACAUGAGGGAGAUGCAUAUAGAGGCAGAAAGAUUUGGUGACUUCCAUGGCUACAUUCAGUAUCUUACCAUGAAGGACAUUUUCAAAGAUCUCAACGUGGGCAUCAUUGAUGCCUGGGACAUGUCCAUUGCUUAUGGCACCAAUACUGUCCAUCCACCUGAUCAUGUGAUUGGAAAUCAGAUUGAUAUGUUCUUAAACUACAUUUGCUAAAGCAUAAAUAUACAGAGUCACUAGGAAACAAUCUCUGCAAACAAUCCCACAUGUAUUAUCAAAGAAGUUUAUUCAUUUUAGGGACAAAGACAUUCAUAUUUAAAAGAAUCUAUCUUGGCAGGAAGGAUGCUUAAGGACAAUGACAUCUGUUAUGUAAUACAAAGCCAAGAGAAUCAGACAUGAAUAAUGAUCAUGCCAUGCCUAGAGCUUGUCUAUAUAUGACAAUAAAUAGUCUUAUUCUUUAGGCAAAUUUGGGUCAUUAUUUCUGCUAACUUGUGGCUGGAAGCAUCAUUCUUAAUACUUUGGUAGGGUAAAAGAGAAUAAAUAUAUGAUUGUCAUGAUGUUUUAAAACAAGGGUCACCUCACUUUGUCUGUAAAAGGCUAGAUAGUAAAUAUUUUAGGCUUUGCAAGCCAUAUGGUCUCUGUCACAGUUGUUCAACUCUGCCACUGUAGUGCACAAAAAGCCAUAGAUAACAUGUAAACAAAUGUGUGUGGUCACAUUUCAAUAAAACUUUAUUUAUCAACAUG